AUGCCAUUGGGGUCGUCUCAUAUGAUGAAGACGACCAAGCGUGGCAGGCCAUUCCUGAAGGACACGCUGGACCUCUUCGCAACCCUCAUCGUGUCGUUGGAACUCACGUCGAACAAGCAGUUCUUCAGGACCUUCCACAAUUCGUUCACGACUGAUGACGCAGCGAGGAACCUCGCGUCGCUCAAGUUCUCGCAGUCAAAUCGUGGGCCGGAUCCGCGCGAACCGUCCCGGAUAGUGACGACGACUACGACCACCACCUUUUCCAUGACGAGAGAAAUGGCCAAGGCGAUGUGCCAACAGUUCAUGGACGCCCGUCUCAUCGAAAACGCAGCAGAUCCCGGCUCGAACUUGUUCAAGGACCGCGGUGUCUACGUUCUGACACCAAAGGGCCUUCAUGUGCUGGAGCGGUUCAUGAGCAAGAACGGCAUCAACGGCGACCACCUCGCGCCUGUCUUUGCUGGCCAACCAAUCUGCAUGAAGCUGCUACACCUCGAGCGGCGGUCUGUCGACGACGAGAUCAUCGUCUCACAUUCCGUCAUCACUGCGCUGUUCCGUCGGUUUGUUGGUCGCAAGCCCAACUACCCUCCCGAUAACGUUGAUUCGUUGGACGCGUUCCAGAAAUACCACGAGCGGUCGAAGGGCAUCGCGUUGACGGACGUCAACGAGCGACCGACGGGAACGAAGGUGUACGCUUCACACAAGAACUGUUUUGCAGCGGUGACAGCGCUCGAAUGGCUUUGUGACUUCACGUCUGUCAUCGGCCGUGAAGAAGCAGCGGAGAUGGCAGCGCAGUUUGUUCGCUUUGGUCUGAUCCAGCUCGUCAGCGAUAAGAGGAAGAACAACGACUCUGCGAUCAUCUUCACUGUUCGGGGCGCUGCAGGAGGCGGGAACUCCUCGAUUGCCGCAAUCGGUGAAUUCCGUUGCACGGCGAAGGCGAUCUACAAAGUAACCGAGGAGGGCUGUCGCCUUGCUCGAUGGGACGGGCCGGACGGUGCUCGGGGAUCACCCAAUGCGUCGUCAUCCAACGUCGCGGGGCGUUCAUCGGACGACCACAGCCUCGACGCCAUUGCGAACGACCCCAACCUCAGCAGCGAGACGAAGCUUCACCGUCGCAUCUCUAUGACGGAGAAGCUGAACCAAAGCUACGACGCGGACAAGAAGGGGAAUCAGAAAGAAAGCAAUACGGAUCGCCUCAAGUACAUCAUCGAGGAGCCACAGCUUCGUUCGUUGUUCCGUGAGUUCCUGCGGAACAACUUCUGCGAGGAGAACUUGUCGUUCUACCUCGACGUCCUCGAUUUCAAGCGGAAGUUCAACAUCACCUCGAGUGCGAUCGCCGCGGCGCCCCCGGUACGGCCUAGUAACCGGGGCACAACGCCGGGUCAGGUCGCGAUGGAGCGCCACCACGAGGCUCUCAUCCAAAAGGCCUUCGAGAUCUACAACACGUAUCUGGCGCCCUCGAGUCAGAACGAGUUGAACAUCGACCACGGCCUCCGGAACGAGCUCUCGGGCUACCUGAGCGACGUCAUCACGAACCUGACAGGCAAGAGCUUCCAGGGGCGGGUCGAGGCUGAGCAGGCGAACGCGUUCAACGCGACGCAGCUCCAGACCAUGAUCAAGCUGUACGAACGCAUCCAAAUGCAUGUGUUCCGUCUGAUGGCCACCGAUUCGGUGCCGAAGUUCAUCAAGACGCCUCGUUUCCUUGCGCUUCGGAUUAAGCUUGACAACGAGGACGAUGGCCCUCUUGCGGACUUCCCAAUGAUGCCGUCGAGCACGUCGACACCGUCGGUGCCACCAGGGCUAAGUGAGGAGGAGGUGGGCGGCGCAUACGUGACAGUAUCGCAGCGGGCGGCUGCACAAGAACGAGCGGACCGUGCGGCGGCGUCAUGA
Molecule: messenger RNA, 1887 nt
Organism: Fomitopsis serialis
Lineage: Eukaryota; Fungi; Basidiomycota; Agaricomycetes; Polyporales; Fomitopsidaceae
Product: regulator of G protein signaling domain-containing protein
Exons: 5
Coding region: 1-1887 (628 amino acids)
Biological process (GO): intracellular signal transduction
Source: RefSeq, a predicted model, not a curated record